AUGAAGACGCUGCGCCGGAGGGCGUCUCAUUCCAGGAGCGAGACCUCUGAAUACAGCGAGAAGGAAAAGGAGAUGAUGGCAGAAGUCGAACUGAGGAAACUGCAGCAACAGUUUCGGAUGUUGGUGGAGAGCCGCAAGUCCCUUGGUCUCAAAACACAGCAACAGUUGUUCCAUCAGGAAAAACACAUCUAUGCCUUGACACAAGAACACGACGCGGUUAAUUUGCUGCUGACUCUCACCAAAUCGCCCCACCACCUUUUCAUUGAUGACCGGAACUUCAUGGAGCUCCGAUUCCUUCUGCAGACCAAAGACGAGUACGAUGCUCUCAUCAGAGCCACCAAGAAUUUGAUUGCAGAACUUGAUGACAAGGUAGAAGAGAUGGAGAAAAAGAUUAAAACUCAGAAAGUCCUGAUGCUGAAGCUGAGGCAGGAGUAUGAUGGCAAGUGGCUCCACAAGCAGAUCCACAAACUGGAGAACCGCCUCAACCACGCUACGGUACAUUUUGACACGAUCUUAACCAGAAACGCCAUGCUCCGUGAAGAGAUAGAAACCCUGCAGUGCCAGAAGGGGACUUAUGAAGGCAUCUACUCACGGCUUCACAAGAGGUUUGAGCAGCAAAAGAGGACCAUGAAUGCAUCCAUUGAGCAGUCAACCCAAGCCUACGAGCAGAGGGUUGAAGCCCUGGCGAGGAUCUCUGCCAUGAACGAACGGCGGUCCAAGGAUAUUGCCCAGUUCAACCUUGAGUUUCGGGAGCUGGAGCGAAUCUAUAACCACGAGACCAAGCUGAAGGCAUUCAUGCUCAUCAAACUGGUGGACCGCUCAGAAAUUGAGGAACAGGCCAAAAAGGAAGAAGUGACCAAGGCCAGGAAGCGGGCCAAGUCGAAAGGAGAGAGCUUCGAGAGCUACGAGGUGGCCUACAUGCGACUGCUGAAGCUGACGGAAAACGGGGACAUCGGGCAGCUGGUGGAGGACUUCCUGGAGAAGGAAGAGAAGAACUUCGCCUUCUUCAGCUACGUCACCGAACUGAACAACGACAUGGAAAGGCUGAAGAAGAGGAUUGAGGAGGUCCAGAACGAAAUCAGCCACUUGAAAUCCCAGCAGAAGGCAGAUGAAAAUGUCAUUCAUGGCAGCCUGAAAGGCAUGGAGGAGAAGCUGCAGAAGACCACCGAAAGAACCAACCUCUAUGCUUACAAUCUGAAAGAGAGCAGCAAGAUCUUGGACCAGCUGAAAUCCGCCAUGGAUUUCCUGUUCAAGCGGAUCGGCUGCGAUGCCACCAAGAUCAAUCGGCACCUGGGAGAGACUGGAGAGGUCACGGAUCAGAAUCUAAUGGAGUAUUUCAGCAUUCUUGAAAAGAAAAGUAACGACCUUCUGCUGGUCGAAUCCUUCCUGCGCUACAAGCAAGUCGAAGGGGAGCUGGAUUCGGUCCCGUUGCAGAAUCCCUUUUUGGGCGGGAGUGCCUUGAUGAAGAAAAUGGAGCCCAUUAAAAUGGCUCCACCUUCCUUCAGCGUGGAUCCGUUUGCAGACAUGCCAGAGCCCAUGGAACCCCUGGACCACAAAAACCUGCGCUCCAUGGUCUUGGAGAACCAGGAGAAGGAAAAGGCCAGGUGGAACUCCGUCACGGAAAGAUCAGAGAGUGGCGGCAAAGAUAAAAAGAAACAGUCACCCCUGUAG
This is a messenger RNA of Thamnophis elegans (Western terrestrial garter snake), 1671 nucleotides long. RefSeq names its product coiled-coil domain containing 63 (gene CCDC63). Gene Ontology annotation, biological process: cilium movement; outer dynein arm assembly. The transcript has 11 exons. The record is from RefSeq and is a predicted model, not a curated record. Gene Ontology annotation, cellular component: axoneme. NCBI's taxonomy places the organism in Eukaryota, Metazoa, Chordata, Lepidosauria, Squamata, Natricidae. The coding region runs from base 1 to 1671 and encodes 556 amino acids.